AUGUCGUCGAAAUAUUAUGGAGACCGACCUCAAGCAUUUACUAUUGAUGAAACUGGUGAACGAUAUUAUAUAGGGGCUGAGGUUGGUCAGUAUAUGAAAUUUCACAGAGGAUCACUGUAUAAAAAAUAUCCGCAAUUAUGGAAACGAUUCGCAACAAUCGAGGAAAAGCGAAAAAUGCAGGAAAUGGCGUGCCCAUCAUCUUUCCUUAAUACAAACAUUAUGCUUGUUAAAGCGUCCGAGGUCGAUGAAAUUCUCAAUGGAAAUGAGGAGAAAUAUCGUGCAACUGGUAGCAGUUUACCAGUUCUUGGCGGAAAUUUGUUAAAAAAUGCGAGGUCGGGCACGGGACCUUGGCUAGGACAACAGGUAAGUAGUGGUUCGCAUCAUUUGGAAUCCGUCCCCUGUUCGACUCCAAUUGCACAUGCUCGUGGUCAUUUCAAAGCUCGAGAACUUGUAUGGUCACCAGAUGAACAGGAAAUGUACAAAUAUGUUUUGGAAAAUGCCGAACAAUCUGAGGACCUUAUUCCUAUAAGGCUCGAUAUGGAGUUAGAAGGUAUCAAACUUCGUGAUACUUUCUGCUACAACAGGAAUGAAAAAUUAAUAACGCCGGAGAUAUUAGCUGAAAUUAUGUGUGAUGAUCUCGAUUUACCUCAAACUCCCUUUAUUACUGCUAUAGCGCAAGCGAUUCAUCAGCAAAUUGAGGCAGCUGGUGAAGUGGCUCCGGUCGACGCGACACUUACGGAUCAACGUGCUCUUUUAAAACUUAAUGUUCAUGUGGGCAAUCAGUCAUUAGUGGAUCAGUUUGAAUGGGAUAUGAGUGAAGAAAAUAAUAGUCCAGAAUUGUUUGCUCAAAAACUCGCAGCCGAAUUAGGUCUUGGUGGCGAAUUCGUUCCAGCAAUCGCAUAUUCAAUAAGAGGGCAGUUAUCUUGGAAUCAGAGAACUUAUGCAUACAGUGAAUCCCCUUUAGCAACAGUUGAUUGCCCGUUUAGAAAUCCCGCAGAUGUGGAUGCAUGGGGUCCUUUUCUAGAGACUCUGACAGAUGCUGAAAUUGAGAAAAAAAUGCGUGAUCAAGAUCGAAAUACUCGUAGAAUGCGACGAUUGGUUAAUGCUAAUCCUUAUGGCAGCCUGUGA
Dracunculus medinensis (Guinea worm) is the source of this 1128-nucleotide messenger RNA. The record is from the annotation of a GenBank genome assembly. NCBI's taxonomy places the organism in Eukaryota, Metazoa, Nematoda, Chromadorea, Rhabditida, Dracunculidae.